Molecule: messenger RNA, 649 nt
Organism: Glycine soja
Lineage: Eukaryota; Viridiplantae; Streptophyta; Magnoliopsida; Fabales; Fabaceae
Product: 60S ribosomal protein L23
Exons: 3
Coding region: 49-471 (140 amino acids)
Biological process (GO): translation
Cellular component (GO): cytosolic large ribosomal subunit; ribosome
Molecular function (GO): structural constituent of ribosome; large ribosomal subunit rRNA binding
Source: RefSeq, a predicted model, not a curated record
AUAAAGAGAGAAACAUUAGGGUAGGAAGGUAGAGAAAGAGAGAGAAAGAUGUCGAAGCGUGGUCGUGGUGGUUCGGCGGGGAACAAGUUCCGCAUGUCGCUGGGUCUUCCAGUGGCGGCGACGGUGAACUGCGCCGACAACACGGGGGCGAAGAACCUCUACAUCAUUUCGGUGAAAGGGAUCAAAGGCCGUUUGAACCGUCUUCCCUCGGCCUGCGUUGGCGACAUGGUGAUGGCCACCGUGAAGAAGGGAAAACCCGAUCUGAGGAAGAAGGUCUUGCCAGCUGUCAUCGUUCGCCAGCGCAAGCCAUGGCGCCGAAAGGACGGCGUCUACAUGUACUUCGAAGAUAAUGCUGGUGUUAUUGUCAAUCCCAAGGGAGAAAUGAAAGGUUCUGCUAUCACUGGUCCCAUUGGAAAAGAGUGUGCUGAUUUGUGGCCUAGGAUUGCAAGUGCAGCUAACGCCAUCGUUUGAGUGAAAUUUCUUGUUAUGUUUAAGCUUGUAGGAUUUAAGUGUCUCAGAUUUUGUUUAAGCUUGAAAUUGAAAUACAAGUGAUACAGUUUUUUAAUCAUUCGUAACUUAUAAUCAGCUUGCUUUUUGAAGAGACGAUAUUAAUUAUUAGUUAAGAAUUUUGUUUUUUGUUUCUUGUUCC